Messenger RNA from Poecilia latipinna (sailfin molly), 6564 nucleotides. RefSeq names its product ataxin 1a (gene atxn1a). The coding region runs from base 880 to 3279 and encodes 799 amino acids. Gene Ontology annotation, cellular component: nucleus. Gene Ontology annotation, biological process: negative regulation of transcription by RNA polymerase II; nervous system development. Gene Ontology annotation, molecular function: protein binding; RNA binding. The record is from RefSeq and is a predicted model, not a curated record. NCBI's taxonomy places the organism in Eukaryota, Metazoa, Chordata, Actinopteri, Cyprinodontiformes, Poeciliidae. The transcript has 5 exons.
UUGGCUGUGGCUGCGGACAGAUGAAACUGAAAGGACAUCGAGACACCUGAGACGCUUCUCCUCCACUCCUGGAAAGACUCGGUCCUCGCGUCAGUCAACGUAAAGCUCUGGACGGUUGUCGGCUCCCAGCUGAGCAGGACGCUCCACCUUCUCCGCCCACGUAGCUCUGACUCCUCUGCUCAGGGAGUGCUGAGUCCCUCAGUCCACGUUCGUCAUUGUGGGAUAUAGUCUGAAAACCUCUCCAUGGCCUUUGCUGCCUGCUGACAAACCAGGAAGUCUGGAGCAGUCGUGUUGAAUGAGCUCUGACAUCAAGGACUUUCCAGCCUUGUGUUCUGCAUUGCCAGGAGCCCAGUUCUACUGAUACACCCGUCAAUCUGGCAACUGCACAGAUGAAUGUCAAGCAAAGCUUCCGCUCUGUGUGGGAAGACUUUCUUUUGGAGGGAAAUGAUUCCACAUGAAGUACAACGUACUCGGCCCCCCAUCAUCCUCUGCAGCAGCAGCAGCAGGCGUAACGUUGUGACGCUCUCUCAUACCAGACUGGGCUCAGCCCUCGGCCACUGAAGAUUCCUGGACAGAUCUGGCCACCCCACUCCUCCCAUUAACCAAUCUCCCAUUAUCUCCAUUUCCGAUCCUCAUUUCACUGAAACACAAUGUUUGUCAGCUGUUUGGAGUAAAAUGGAGGAAGGUUUUUAAAGGUUUAUUUGCAAUUGACCUGAAAAAGGAAUUAAGCAUUAAAAGCAAAAAGAAAGGAUUGAAGGAAAGUGACGAGGACAGUCGGAGUGAAAGUUCAAAACAAGAAAGGGAAUCGUAUUGGAUCAAUUUUAAAUAAAGAAUACAGCAAGUACAGUUGCGAGUUCAAAGACGUGAAGUGAAAUCAGCAUGAAGUCCAAUCAGGAACGCAGCAAUGAAUGUCUGCCCCCCAAAAAGAGGGGCACAUCAAGUACAUUACCGCCUGAAAGUCGCUCUCCGGCUAUACAACCUGUUCAUGACAGACCAGAGAACACGGCCUGCUAUGUUAGUGCAGCUGGUGGAAAUGAAAGCAAUAUUAGUGCACAUCAUAGCUCCAACAAAACUGAUGGGCCCCAGUAUAAAUCCCCCUCCACCUUAUCAGACUCUUCCACCUCCUCUUCCUCUUUGAGGCUAGUAUCAUCUCUCCCCACAGUGUACACAUCCCCCCUAUCUCAAUCUACGAUUGGAGGAACAGUCCAUUAUACACAACUGCCUCCCAAUAUGCAGUUCAUCGCUUCAUCGUACACUACUCCAUAUACAAGCUACAUUUCUCCUCAGAUACUCCCACCUCCUCCGCCUCCCCCUCUCUCCUCCUCUUCAGCCACACAGAGACCAUCGUACACAGAGACGUCACCUGCUCAGACGCUGGUCACCAAACAGGAACAGCAUCGAGCGUCCUCGGGACGCACCUCCAUGCCUCCUCCUUCUACGGACCCUUUCCCCCAUCAUAUUCAAAUGUCAACGUCACCAAGGACUGUGUCAUCACCUCACCACCAAGGAGGCACUCACCUACCGUCCCAGUCCAUGCAUCACCACCAAUCAUUGGGGAAAUAUACAGAUGGCUACAGCAGAAAGGAGGAAGGAACCAGACACAGAGAGCUCCAUAACGGGGAGCUGGAGAGGGGUAGGAGAUUUGGACCCCCACCAGAGCCUGGCCUCUUAAAGUCGGGAGGUAAAUCAAGGGAGGACAGGUCCUCCUUGUCUUCCUUUGAGGCUCGUCAUCUGGUUUUGCCGUCAGACUACUCUACUCAUGAUCACCUAGGGUUAAGAACCUCUGUCAUGUUAAUACCCAAUAGCCAUGGGGACCACCAGUUGGUACCACCCAGAGCCAGCCCUGAGAAACUGACAGCUUCCACGCCCACACACCUGGAGAAAGGCAGCAUGGGUAAGCCUGUCAGUCGCCCACCCUCAUCAUCCAACACCACCUGCUCUUUCACAUUUCCACCUCCACUAAGUGCAGACAGUCUGAAAGCUGCUGUCGGCACACUGCCGCCCCAGACUGUUAUCCAGACCACCCACAAUGCUUCAGAGCCACUGUCAAUGGGACUCCCUUCGACAAGCAUCUACCCACAGCAACCUCUUAUUGGUUACAUUACAGGGGGCAGUGGGAGCAGCUACCACACCGGCCUACAGCAACACUUGCUCAUUCCAGGCACCCAACCAGUCAUCAUCCCAGUUAGCGGAGGUGGGGUCCCCACACUAGAGCCUGUAACCUCACACAUCACAUCAUCAACUCAAGCUGCACCUUUUCCUGCUACACUCCCACACACAUACAUCGCUGCCACUGCCCCGAAAGGAGAAACUGUGGAGACCCAAAGUGGCUCAUACCACGUGGCUGCUCCAGGCGCAGUGGUUCAAGCCCAGCUUCAUCUCCCCAUUGUUCCCGCUCCACCAGGGCUAGUUGCAGCUUCCACUCCUCCAGCUCAUUCAAGUACAGUGGUGUCCCCCUCACUCCCGCCGUAUUUUAUCAAGGGUUCUAUCAUCCAGCUGGCAGACGGCGAACUGAAACGCGUGGAGGACCUGAAGACAGAGGACUUCAUCCAGAGUGCAGAGAUUAGCAGUGAGCUGAAGAUCGAUUCGUCCACGGUGGAGCGCAUAGAAGGGAGCCACACCUCACCUAACUUUGCCGUUGUUCAGUUCUCUGUUGGUGAGCAUCGCACACAGGUGAGUGUGGAGGUGUUGCUUGAGUACCCCUUCUUUGUGUUUGGCCAAGGAUGGUCUUCAUGUUGUCCGGACCGAACCACUCAGCUUCUGGAGCUGCCUUGUACAAAGCUUUCCGUGGGUGAUGUUUGUAUUUCACUCACUCUCAAAAACCUGAAGAACGGCUCUCUGAAGAAGACGCAAUCUCUGGAACCAGAAAGCAACGCUUCAGUCCCUCACUCUAGCCACGGGCACCUUAAACCCCCUAGAGCCAUCUCGGAAGCAUCCCAGAGCUGCAGUGUGGGAAAUUCCAGACACAGAGAGCGCGAGAACGGGAUCAGCCAGCGGGAGAGCGGCGAAAGCGGGAGUGGGAGUGGAGGAGACCCCAGAGUGGAAAAUGGAGAUCUCACGUUUGGGGAAAGAGGAUCUGUUUCCAAAGGUCAGGUUGCCAGGAGCACAGACCCCAGCUCCAGUAGGCCGUCGGGCAGCAGAAAGCGGAGGUGGUCUGCCCCCGAGGGCCGGAAAGUAGAAAAAUCAGAAGAGGAGCCCCCUUUGACCUUGCCCAAACCUUCCUUCAUUCCUCACGACGUGAAAGUCAGCAUUGAGGGAAGGUCAAGUAUUGGCAAGUAAAAAGGAAAGCAGGACUGUUAAAAACAUUUGGGAUUACAAAAGAAACAAAACAGGAUUCUUCAGUAAAAGGAAUGCCCACAUUAAUAUUUCAUUUGUUUAUUUUAUUGUUUGUUUUCUAUCUUGAAUACUGUACUGUAGAGGUAACUGUACUCUACGGCGUAUCACCUUACAUAUUAUCACAUGAGCAAUCGGUGCCGUUGUUGGUGAUGUUUUCAUGAGAUGAUGUAUGCUGAGGGGUUGGGGAGGAGUACUGAACUUUGUUUUUGGUGGCUCUGUGACACACUGACACCACGCUCGAUGGCUCUGCCCAGCCACAGACACUUUACACAAUAUGUAAAUUUCACGCUGAUGCAGGCUCUCUCGGUUUUUUCUUGACAGCAAUUUCAUUCCCUGGGCGCUUGUACGGAGAUUGCCUGGACAAAAAAAAACAAAAAAAAAAACACGUCAACCACCGACACUUGCCAAGUUAGCAGUAAAACAUCAGCUGAUUUUAAAGAUUAGGGAUUUGUAGCUAAAUCCUGAAUGUAAUUGUCAAAAGUAAUUGCUAUUUGGUACAAUUUACGUCCAUCUAUUUUUUUUUCUACAAAUGCGUCAGAACAAAUCACGCAGGGGUCACCGAGUAGAGCCAGUGCGUCACAUAGUAGAGAGGGAACAACACUUACUCUGCUUACUUUAUUGACAGCAGAGUCUUUACUUUUAUCUGUAGCAUUUUCAUCUUAAUGUUUUAAUUUUGUUAACCUCUCAUCUUUUAUCUCACAAGAUAGUUGCUUUAAAUGAUUGUCAGAAAAAAACAAAAAACUAAAUCAGGGGUCAUUUAUUCCUUGAUUGAACCCUAGUUGGGUCGUUGUUGGUGUGUAAAUGUGAUACCCUAACCUGAUACAUACAAGUGCAAAACACACUGUGUUGGUGAGCAUUGCUUUAAGAAAAGAUGAUUGUGUACAAUCCUAAUUGUAUUUGAUGAAUCGCUUUGUAUUUUUUGUCUGUUUAAAAGAGCUGCGUGAGAGGAACAAAGAGAAAUUUUUUGCAUGUGAGCUCUGAGAGGGUCAGGAUGUUUCGAAUCACUUUAAACACCUGUCACACUCACCCUACAGCAAAGCAGACUUUAGUUGUAUCUUUAUUCACACAGUACUGUAUGUUUUUAGAUUUUUUUUUUUUUUUUUUAUUACUUGGAGAAAAGUAGAAAGUAGCAGCAGCACUUUGGAGAGGAGAAGCGUUUGGAAGAGCAACAGGGAGCUGAUGUGCCAUGGAAUCAUAAAGCAGUGGAUGAAUGUGACAGGUAUAGAAGAAAUUCUAGGUCAGACAUGGAUUAAACUGGUGGCGUAUUGACGACGUUAAGUACAAAUAUAGUAAUUUACGGUGCCUUGCAAAAGUUUUUUUUUUUAUUUUGUCACAUCACAACCACAAACUUCAAUGUACUUUUUUCUUUUGGAGGGGGGGGGGAGGGGGGUUAUGUAAUAGAUCCACACAAAGGAGUGCUUAAUUGUAAAGUUGGAGUAGAUCAAUCCCGGUUGUUUUUGCUACUAAAAAUCAGAACAAUUUGUGACGUAAUUUUUUUUACUUUUCAUAUUCAGCAUAUUUUUACCGGAACGUAAGUGCAAAAUGUCUGGUUUUCUUCCAGCAUGAUUAUGUAUUUUGUUCCAAACGGUGUCUAAUAAACUGAUCAGCUUCCCUCACCCUGCUGAAGAAAGGCAUCCUUGCAGCAUCAUAUUGCCACCACUAUGUUUCACAGUUUGAAUCAUAUGUUCAGUGUGAUGUGCACAGCGUUUUGCAAGGAGGCCAAAGAUGUUUUGGUGCCGUCUCACGAGAGCGCCUUCUUUCACCUGUUUGCUGUGUCUCCAUAGUUUGCUGCAAUUUUUUUAAAAUGACUUUGAAUACCUUUCUUUCUUUCUACAGUGACUUCCUUCUUGCCACUUUCAUACAGGCCAGAUUUGUGGAGUGAAACCUGUCAUUUUUACACAGGUUUAAUUAACAAAUGAAACUUGCACGGGGUUUUAUUUUUGGCAUCACAAAGAGGGUGUUGAAUACAAAUGCACACCACACUUCACUCUUUACAAUUACCCGCUACUUUGUCACGCGAAUGCAAGGCAACGUGUGGUUUUAAUGUGACAAAAUGUGUAAAAAUAGCCAUGUGGAUUCUUUUGCAAGGCACCAUGCACAAUAGUAGACAAGUAUUGGAAUGUGUUUUCAUAGUUUGGGCUGUGGGAUAAAGGUGAACAGAAAAACAAAACAACAGCUUAUUAACAUCCCAGUGAUGUUCUGUGCUAAACCAAGAGCUUAGAAACUCACACCACAUCAUUUUGAAGGUCACCAUGUAUUUUGUAACGUAUGUGUGCAUGUGUGUGCGUGUGUGUGUGUGUGUGCGUGUGUGUGUGUGUGUGUGUGUGUGUGUGUGUGUGUGUGUGUGUGUGUGUGUGUGUGUGUGUGUGUGUGUGUGUGUGUGUGUAUGAUGCUGGUCUGUGUCUCUCCAUACACCCACACGCAGACGAAAAAAAAAAAAAAAAAACAGUACAGACCAUCCCUGAAAUCAUUGACCUUUGAUAUGUACUGUAUUUGUCAAUACACUUUUAGAUUUCUGCAGGUGCAAGCAUAUUUGGUGCACGGUGUCCCUACUGCAAAGACACCGGUGGACUGACAUUGGACUGGUGCACACCGCUAGCAGUCGUGCUUCGUGGUGUGUUUGUGUAUGGAUGGGAAUUUAGGAGUACGUGUGUGUGUGCGUGUUUGCGUGUACAUGUGUAUUGUGCAUAGGAAAGAGGUAGUUAUUAGAUAUAUAUUUAGGAAAUGCUUAAUGUCCAGUGUUUCUACUUGGAGUCUUUACUUACGAGAAUCUUGCAAUUUGCACAUCAGGAGGAGGGAGUGAGGUGGAGACAUGAUUUUCAGCGCCCCUGUCCUGAAACAAACUCUAGACCACAUAAAACACACUGGAGGAAACCAGGGUUUUUUUUUGUUUUUUUUUCUGUUCCACAACAGGCACUUCGCGACAUUUAGAGCACAUGCUUCUACAUCAGCUCUUUAAAUGUCAGUUGCGAAAAAAAUGUAUUUAAACACAGAGCAAAAUUUAAAUGUGCCUGCCUACUGAGUUUAUUCAAAGAUGGAAUAUUUUCUAGUGUCUCUCGAGAUUUGCCCCACGAUUUGCCCCACGGUCGAGCCCCUAGUGACGGAGAUGGAGCGUCUCAAACAGCUGAAAGCCAUUAUCACUAAGACUUAGCGGUUACCUCAGCAAAUGUGCUUGCCUGGUGGUUGGUAUUGAUGAUUUUUUUUUUAAAUCAGUGGUGUUAAAGGUUC